Messenger RNA from Bicyclus anynana (squinting bush brown), 1056 nucleotides. RefSeq lists its product as uncharacterized. The transcript has a single exon. Bases 1 to 1056 code for a protein of 351 amino acids. Gene Ontology annotation, cellular component: membrane. The record is from RefSeq and is a predicted model, not a curated record. Gene Ontology annotation, biological process: sensory perception of taste. Lineage: Eukaryota; Metazoa; Arthropoda; Insecta; Lepidoptera; Nymphalidae.
AUGUUAGUCCCUGUAACUACGUACGUUGUUAUUUUUGCUAAUUCCAUCAUAUGCUACACUCUUGCAGAAACUGAGGAUAUUGUUAAUGUCGUAGAUGAAAUAACCUCAUUGUUAUCAGUGAUACAACAUAUAAUUUCCACUGCAGUGUUUUUAUAUUACAAUAAAAGAAAUGUUCAUAUAAUAAAAAUGAUUGUCAAAAUAGACGAUAUUCUGAAUAUUUCAAAUAAUAGACAGACAUAUAAGGAUAGCCGAAGACACAUUAUUAUCGGAAUUUUAUUGUUUGUGAUUAUUUAUUUGCUAUUAGAUAUUUACGAUUGUGUUAUAACCGUAGAUAUAUCGUUAGCACACCGAGCAAUAUUAAUAAUAAUUGAUUUUGAACGUCACUUCGAAGUGCUGUGUUUUUGUAUAUUUAUAAAAACAAUGAAAGAUAGAUUAGGUGUAGUGAAUUCUCUUUUAGAACAAGUGAUUAAAACUAAACAUCAUCGACAUACUUCAAAUAAUCCGGUUAGUGAUUUGAGAAAUCAAAUCAAUCUUUUGCGUGUACAUACUGAUACAAAUGAUACAAUUGAUAAUAUUUUUAGAAUUCACGCUUUAUCUAACAGUUUUGAUUUGAUUGGAAAAACAUGUAAUGAGAUUAAUAAAAUUUUCGAAUUCCACAUAUUUAGAGCGCUAUGUACCACAUUCCUAUAUAUUAUAAUCACAAUAUGGACAUCAAUCUACGAUAUCAAAACUGAAGAAACUCCCACAUCUUUACCCAGUGUUAUAUUGACUUGUAUAUUUGAAAUUUUGUCAGUCGGACUUAUGUCUUACAGUUGUGAAAUAAUGCUAUUGAAGCGUAAUUCAACUAAGAUCUUAGUAAACCAACUUGUUAUGGACUACGACCUAACCAGACAAAUGCGUAUUCAAGCUAAAGCAUUUAUGGAGUUGAUAGAGGUGUGGCCUUUACAGAUUUAUGCAUACGACAUGUUUGCUAUUGACUUAAAGUUGAUGCUGAAAUUUAUAAGCGUAUCGACAACAUAUCUUAUAGUAAUUAUUCAAGUGUCACAUUUUUUUUAA